AAAGUUCUUAUCCAUAUUUUUAUGAAUAAGUUGUUUUAACGAGAACGAUUAAAAACAAUAACUCAGCAGUGAUAUUCAGUGUAUCAACCAUGUUUUUGGUUCUGAUCAUAAUAGUUUCAACUGCGCUUUAUUUCUACUCCGUGAGAAACCAUGAUUAUUGGAAGAAAAGAAACGUAAAGCAUGAGGCGCCGUUACCUCUUAUAGGCAAUCAUAUCGAUAACCUCUUUGGAAUCAAAGGCAUGAUCGAAACAAGCGUAGAAUUGUACAAUAAGUACCGCGAAGAGAAAAUUAUAGGGUACUACAGAGGUACGACGCCGGAACUGAUCGUGAAAGACCUGGAGUUGAUCAAGAAAAUAAUGGCGACCGACUUUCCUUACUUUUACAACCGCGGUUUGAGUCGAAAUCCUGAUAUAGAGCCGACGUUUGGAAACUUAUUUCACGCGGAAGGAGACAGGUGGCGGCUGCUGCGUCAGCGUCUGACUCCCGCCUUUACAACCGCUAAGCUUAAAGCGAUGUUUCCGCUGGUGGUACGUUGUGCUGAGAGCCUGCAGGAUGUAGUGAUGGAGCUGGCCAGUCACCGAGGCACGUACGAUGCGCGUGAGCUGAUGGCGAGGUUCACUACCGAGUUCAUCGGCGCCUGCGGCUUCGGCAUCGAGAUGAACUCUAUCAACAACGAACACUCCAGCUUCAGAGAACUUGGAAGAAUUAUGUUCACCCGUAGCCUUCGAAAUCGUCUCCUACUUCCAAUAUGGGAACUGUUCCCUGAAGUAAGAAACAUUUUAAGAGUCGAUCCAGAUGCAGCUGAGAAGGGGAUAACAGCUAUCGUAAAGCAAAUACGUCAUCAGAGGAAAUACCAGCCGAUAGGACGACACGACUUCAUAGAUCUGUUGCUGGAGUUGGAGAAGAAGGGUAAAAUUGUUGGAGAAUCGAUAGAGAAAUUUGACAAAGACGGUGCGCCAGAAACUGUAGAAAUGGAAAUGGACCCAAAAUGCCAAAUGGCGCAAGUGUUCAUUUUCUUUGCUGCUGGAUUUGAAACAUCCUCUUCUGCCACUAGUUACACUUUACAUGUCCUAGCAUACAAUCCGGAGAUUCAACGCAGGGUACAAGACGAGAUUGACUCUGUUAUGAAAAAGUAUGAUAACAAACUUUGUUACGACGCUAUAGCUGAAAUGAGUCUACUAGAUAUGGCAUUUCAAGAGGCUAUGCGGAUGUUCCCCUCAGUUGGAGUCCUGAAUAGAAUUUGUACGAGACAGUACACGAUCCCUGACCUUGGCAUCACAAUCGACCCUGGCGUGAAGAUCCUGAUCCCAGUGCAAGCCAUCCAAAUGGACGAGAAAUAUUUUGAUAACCCUAAAGAGUUCAGACCAGAAAGGUUUACACCAGAAGAAAAAAGGAAGAGACAUGCGUAUACAUAUCUGCCUUUUGGAGCAGGUCCUCGAGCGUGUAUCGGCGAGCGUCUCGGUCACAUGCAGUCUCUGGCGGGCUUGGCGGCGCUGCUACACAGGGUGACAGUAGAGCCUGCAGCCAGCUCCCGACGAGAGAUCAGAGUGCACCCACUGUCCAACACCUCGCAACAAGUCGCUGGAGGGAUACCGCUCACCUUCACACCUAGAAGAACAUCACACGAAUAGUUAACAUGACCAGGAGCACAGAAUAAGGAAUAAUACUGCGUGUAGAACGGCAAUUCUCCGCCCCACCAGCGUCUGAGCUAGGUUUACCUCACCCCCCUCGAACACAGUUUAGACCUUAAUCGUAUGGCGUCAGACGUCACACACACAGAUGCACGUUUACGAUAACGUCAAAUUGUGGUCUGUGUAAAACGAGGUUAUUUGUAUGAAGUGUCCGGGGUGUGACAGGAGUUAAGUCCAGUACCGAGAUUCGUACAGGCGCACCACAGUGAUUUAUAAUAUUAGUUAAGAACGGCCUCUGAGGUCCAGUGGUUGAGCGUUGAGCUCACGAUCCGGAGGUCCCGGGUUCGAAUCCCGGUGGGGACAUAUCACAAAAAUCAUCUUUGUGAUUCCCAGUUUGGUUAGGACAUUACAGGCUGAUCACCUGAUUGUCUGAAAGUAAGAUGAUCCGUGCUUCGGAAGGCACGUUAAGUCGAUGAUCCCGGUUACAUCAGUAUGUAAGUGAGUAAUCGUUACAUGAAGGCUCAUGUAACGAUUACUCACUUACAUACUGAUGUAACCCUGACACCAGGGUUGAUGAGUUUCGUAAUUCACCUCACAACCCGCACGAUAGAAUAAGAAGUUAGGAUUUUACUUUUUCGUUUUUGCCGACAGAGCUUUACACUCCAUACUUUCUAUAGGUAACAAAAAUCUAGUCCAUGAUUAAUGAUACACUUCGAAGUGAUUCAAGACUUUGUCAGUUUGAGUAAUUACCAAAGUAACGCUCUAUUCAAUGUACACUUCAAUGAAUAAACUAAUUCAGUACUAUUCUCUAAACCCCAGGUAAUAACCCAAGAACAUUUUAGGUCCAUUCAGGAAACGCACUUGUUCUGGAAGCGAAAUAAACUUACUUAAAUAAAAUUAGGAUAAAUGAACAUAAUCCUCCCAACAUAAUAAAUAGAAAAAUAUAUUUAUCAUAAUAAAAUGAAAUACAUAUAAAUAUAAGACUGUAUGCUUUAUAUAUACCUAUUUCCUUGGCUUCUCAAUCAUCAUCACUAAUUUAAGAGCCACGCUCUUGUCGGUGUCAUUCUGCUAUUAGACCCUCCAUGCUACUUUUUAGGGAAAAAUAGGGCAAUGGUUUCCCUCUGGCCUUCCGCCCCGCAGUACUCUGUCUGACGCGAGCGGGAUGAUGCCCAGAG
Pectinophora gossypiella (pink bollworm) is the source of this 2806-nucleotide messenger RNA. Its product is annotated as cytochrome P450 6B6-like. Lineage: Eukaryota; Metazoa; Arthropoda; Insecta; Lepidoptera; Gelechiidae. The transcript has 2 exons. Gene Ontology annotation, molecular function: oxidoreductase activity, acting on paired donors, with incorporation or reduction of molecular oxygen; heme binding; monooxygenase activity. The coding region runs from base 90 to 1631 and encodes 513 amino acids. The record is from RefSeq and is a predicted model, not a curated record.